Molecule: messenger RNA, 1480 nt
Organism: Phoenix dactylifera (date palm)
Lineage: Eukaryota; Viridiplantae; Streptophyta; Magnoliopsida; Arecales; Arecaceae
Product: ubiquitin carboxyl-terminal hydrolase 2-like
Biological process (GO): ubiquitin-dependent protein catabolic process; protein deubiquitination
Cellular component (GO): cytoplasm
Molecular function (GO): cysteine-type deubiquitinase activity
Source: RefSeq, a predicted model, not a curated record
UCUCUCUCCUCUCCCCUCCUUCCGCUAUAAGGAGCCCUAAAGCGGUGGAAAGAAGGGCGAGAAGGAAGCGGUCGACCGGCGGUCCUGGACUUCGCCGGAGGUGGAGGACUCGACGCCCUACCGGUCAGUGAUCAGCAGUUUAAAGAUUUCUCAGCAUGUCUUGGUGCACUAUUGAAUCUGAUCCUGGUGUUUUUACUGAACUGAUACAACAGAUGCAAGUAAAAGGUGUUCAGGUGGAGGAAUUGUAUUCACUGGACCUUGACUUUCUGAACAAUCUACGGCCGGUCUAUGGGCUGAUAUUCCUUUUCAAAUGGCGACCUGGCGAAAAAGAUGAUCGGGUCGUAAUAAAGGAUCCAAACCCAAAUCUAUUUUUCGCCAGCCAGGUUAUUAACAAUGCUUGUGCAACUCAAGCAAUCCUUUCUAUUCUGAUGAACUGUCCAGACAUCGAUAUUGGCCCAGAACUGUCGGUGUUAAAAGAAUUCACCAAGAAUUUUCCACCAGAACUCAAAGGCCUGGCUAUCAACAACAGUGAAGCUAUUCGAGCAGCACACAACAGCUUUGCAAGGCCUGAGCCUUUUGUCCCUGAAGAGCAGAAAGCUGCAGGGAAAGACGAUGAUGUCUACCAUUUCAUAAGUUACAUACCUGUGGAUGGAGUUCUGUAUGAGCUUGAUGGGCUGAAGGAAGGCCCUAUCAGCCUUGGGCAAUGCCCUGGUGGAGAAGGAGACAUGGAUUGGCUACGGAUGGUGCAACCAGUGAUACAGGAACGGAUUGAUCGAUACUCUCAAAAUGAGAUAAGAUUCAAUCUUAUGGCGAUUAUAAAGAAUAGGAAGGAGUUGUAUACAGCUGAACUUAAGGAGCUCCAGAAGAAGAGGGAGCAUCUUCUGCAGCAAUUGAAUGAUCAUAUGAUUACAGGUAACAAGCAAAACCCUGCUGUCGAGGCAAUAAAUAAAGCACUUGCGGAGGUGGCCUCUGGGAUAGAAAAUGCAACCGAGAAGAUACUAAUGGAGGAGGAGAAGUUCAAGAAAUGGAAAACAGAAAACAUACGGAGGAAACACAAUUACAUUCCGUUCUUAUUCAACUUUCUGAAGCUUCUUGCAGAGAAGAAACAAUUGAAACCUCUGAUUGAGAAGGCGAAGCAAAACUCAUGUAGUCCUAGAUGAACAUUUUGCGAUGUGGGAUUCUCCAGAUGACAAAGUGUUACUAAUGGUUGCUAGGAAAGUUGUACCAGUGUCUCCUUUUUUUUUGUUGUGCAGUCUUAUGGUAAAGGUUCGAGAUUGCAGGAUAUUCAUGUUCGAACAUUUAUUUAUCUACUCAGAGAACUAAAUCACUUUGUGUUCAUGGCAAAUUGUGGUCUAUGAACUUGGUUAAGCCAUUCCAAGUUGAUUCCAGGAGCUUCUGAAACUGGUAUUAAUGUAUACUACCUAAUGGAACCCCGCCAAAACCGUUACAAUGACCAUUGUUUGAUAUGGAAAUUCUUUCA